Messenger RNA from Acomys russatus (golden spiny mouse), 2595 nucleotides. RefSeq names its product vomeronasal type-2 receptor 116-like. NCBI's taxonomy places the organism in Eukaryota, Metazoa, Chordata, Mammalia, Rodentia, Muridae. Bases 1 to 2595 code for a protein of 864 amino acids. The record is from RefSeq and is a predicted model, not a curated record. Gene Ontology annotation, molecular function: G protein-coupled receptor activity. The transcript is spliced from 7 exons. Gene Ontology annotation, biological process: G protein-coupled receptor signaling pathway. Gene Ontology annotation, cellular component: membrane.
AUGAAAAAUAUAAACUCCUUCACCUUUGUCAUCUUUGUCCUGAAUGUUUCCUUUAUUUUCUGCAGUUUGACUGAGCCCAAGUGCUUCUGGAGAAUGAAAGACAGAAACAACCGUGAGGGAGAUAAAGAGGUUGAUUGUUUCUUUUCCAUUUAUGCAAAACAUGGUUAUGUGCAGAAUGACCAUUUCAGUGGGAAUAUAGAUAAGAACUUGACACCUAAGAACAUCCACUUGAUAUUCUCUCUUUAUUUUGCUAUGGAAGAAAUCAACAAAAACCCUAGUAUUUUGCCCAACAUUUCUCUGCUAGUUAAAGUUAAAUGCAACAUAUUGGCUGAUCUGUGGAAAACUUCUUUGUCUGAAAAUAGAAGAAAAUAUACUCCUAACUACUACUGUGAAAAUCAAAUAAGAUAUUUAGUUGUACUUACAGGACCAUUGUGGUUAAUAUCUGCCAUGCAUUCACCACACCUAUACAUCUCUAGAACUCCAGAGCUUUACUAUGGUCAUUUUCAUCCUCUUCUGAGUGCCAAUGAAGAUUUUCCUUAUUUCUACCAGAUGUCUCCCAAGGACACUUCUCUAGCACUAGCCAUGGUGUCCCUGGUGGUUCACUUCAGAUGGAACUGGAUAGGAGUGGUCAUUUCAGAUGAUGACCAUGGAAUUCAAUUUCUUUCUGAUCUGAGAUGGGAGAUACAAAGACAUAUUAUCUGUUUAGCAUUUGUGACUAUUAUCACAAUGGAUACAGUAUUAUACUUUAAAAUGUUUAAAAAUUACUAUAACCAGAUUAUACUGUCAUCAGCAAAAGUUGUGCUCGUUUAUGGAGACAAAGAAUCUCAUCUACAAUGGAACUUUAUAGUGUGGAGAUCACUAGACAUUCGGAGAAUCUGGGUCAGUGUGUCACAAUUUGAUAUGAUCACAGUGAAGGGAGAUUUCUUGUUUAACACUUUUCAUGGUUCUCUAUUUUUUUCACAUCAGCAGUCUGAGAUAUCUAAUUUUAAACAGUUUAUACAAACAGUACACCCUUUAAACUACAGUAAUGAAAUUUCUCUUUCUAAACUAUGGUGGGUUUAUUUUAACUGUUCAUUGUCAUCAGCUAAUUGUACAAAGCUUAAGAAUUGUUCAACCAACACCAUUUUGAAAUGGUUAUCUAGGCAGAAUUUUGGAAUGUCCAUGAGUGAUACAAGUUAUACCUUAUACAAUGCUGUGUAUGCUGUGGCCCACUCACUCCAUGAGAUGAUUCUGCAAAAAGUAGACUUAUGGUCAAAUAAUGAUGAGAAGAGACUGGAGUUUGACUCCUGGCAGAUAUUCUCUUUUCUGAAGAACAUACAGUUUGUCAGUCCUGCUGGAGAUCUGGUGAACAUGAACCAGAAAGUUAAACUGGACACAGAAUAUGACAUUCUCUAUAUUGUGUAUUUUCCACAAAAUUUUGGACUGAAGGUGAAAAUAGGAAAGUUUUCCAGAUAUGUUCCAAGCGAUCAGCAAUUGUAUAUUUCUGAUGAAAUGAUAGAAUGGGCUACAGAUUUUAGACAGAAUUUGCCUUCAAUAUGCAGUAUUCCUUGCAGUCCUGGAUUCAGAAAAUCCCCACAGGAAGGAAAGGCUGUCUGUUGUUUUGAUUGUAACCAUUGUCCAGAAAAUGAAAUUUCCAACAUGACAAACAUGGAUCAGUGUGUGAAGUGUCCAGAUGACCAGUAUGCUAACACAGAUCAAACUCAAUGCAUCAAAAAAGUUGUGACAUUUCUGUCUUAUGAAGACCCCUUGGGAAUGGCUCUGACCUGCAUGACUCUGUGCUUCUCUGCUCUUACAGCUAUUGUCUUCUGUGUCUUCUUGAAGCAUCAAGACACUCCCAUUGUCAAGGCCAAUAACAGAGCUCUCAGCUAUGUCUUACUCGUUUCCCUAUUUGUUUGCUUUCUCUGUUCCUUGUUCUAUAUUGGCCAUCCAAACACAGUCACCUGUAUAAUGCAGCAGACCACAUUUGCAAUUGUGUUCACUGUGGCUGUCUCUACUGUCUUGGCUAAGACACUUACUGUAGUGUUGGCAUUCAAGGUCACAGUUCCAGAUAGAAGGAUGAGGUUCCUGCUGCUCUCUGGGUUACCUAACUUCAUCAUCCCCAUAGGCACCGGAAUUCAACUGAUUCUCUGUGGAAUCUGGGUGGGAACUUCUACUCCAUUUGUUGAUGCUGAUGUACACGUGGAACAUGGCCACAUCGUUAUUAUUUGCAACAAAGGUUCCGUAAUUUUCUUCUACUGUGUCCUGGGCUACUUGGGCUCCCUUGCCCUAGCAAGUUUCACUGUAGCUUUUCUGGCAAGAAAUCUACCUGACACAUUCAAUGAAGCUAAGUACUUGACAUUCAGCAUGGUGGUGUUCUGCAGUGUUUGGAUCACCUUCCUAGCUGCCUACCACAGCACCAAAGGCAAGGCUAUGGUAGCAGUGGAGAUCUUCUCUAUCUUGGCCUCCAGUGCAGGGAUGUUACUUUGCAUCUUUGCCCAAAAAUGUUACAUUAUUUUGUUAAGGCCACAGAUAUAUUCUUUUCACAAGUUCAGAAAGACACACAUUAAAAACAAAGAUAUACACUGUGUGGCAAGUGCAAUUCUUAAUAAUUUGUAA